ACUUGUUCUAGUAGCUUGGGAUAUUUAAGCAUUGCUACAAAGUUGAUUAAAAUGUUGCUUCCUCAUUAAGGGAUGAUUGUGCCUGAUCGCCUUGUUGAAUUUGAGGGUAUGGAUGUUGCUAUAGAGGUUUAUGCUAAUCUUGAGUUGAAGAAGGUUUAUGAUCAAGGUUCAUCGCAUGUUUCUUUGGUUGGAUCUCCUAUUGAAGAAGAGGAAGGAUCAAGUAGCUUUGGGAUGUGGAGGAUUCUGCUAUGAUUGUUCAUAGUGGACAUAGUUUUUUUAAUGCAAAAGUUUCUCAAGACAUCCUUCCUUCUUUGAAUGCUUAGCUUUUCAAACCUUUUGUUGAACCUGCAUAUAAGAACAUUUAUUUUUGGAAAAACACUUAGGUUGCAUUGUUUUUAUGUUUCUCUACCUUUUACAAAUAUUUUAUCUUUAUAUUAUUAAAUUUGGAACUUUUUA
Molecule: messenger RNA, 456 nt
Organism: Rubroshorea leprosula
Lineage: Eukaryota; Viridiplantae; Streptophyta; Magnoliopsida; Malvales; Dipterocarpaceae
Source: the annotation of a GenBank genome assembly